Messenger RNA from Anolis sagrei ordinatus, 1299 nucleotides. RefSeq names its product cell death inducing DFFA like effector a (gene CIDEA). The record is from RefSeq and is a predicted model, not a curated record. NCBI's taxonomy places the organism in Eukaryota, Metazoa, Chordata, Lepidosauria, Squamata, Anolidae. Gene Ontology annotation, biological process: regulation of apoptotic process; apoptotic process.
GCAAUCAGAAUGGAAAGCACUCUGCACGUGCGCAGAGGCUAUGCGCCUAAUUGCAACUUUCUCCAGAAGUGCAGGGGGCGGUGCCGAGGGGAGGACCUGGGCUUGGAGGCGGAUCCUGGGCUCAUAAAGAGAAGGAGGCAGGGCAGAGGGAGAGACAGCAGCGCCGAGAUGGCUGUGGAAAGCGCCCGGGGAUGCGCCGUAGUCCUCAUCCGAUCACUGGUCUCUGUAGGAACAUCAAUGGGAUCAGUCACAAGACAGGCCCUGCUUGCUCCCCUUUCCCCUGCUGCUCGGCCCUUCCGUCUUUGUAAUUGUGAGAGAAACAAUCGGAGGGGAGUUGUAGCAAACAGUCUGCAAGAACUUAUCAGCAAGACCUUGGAUGCCUUAAUGAUUACUGCUGGCUUGAUAACACUGGUCUUGGAAGAAGAUGGCACAGUAGUGGAUACAGAAGACUUCUUCCAGUCCCUGCCAGACAACACAUAUUUCAUGGUUCUGGAGAAGGGGCAGAAAUGGAAGCCAGGACCAAGCUAUAAUAUUGCAAGAGUACAGCAACCAAAGAAAAUGGGGGUUGCAAAUAUCACCUUAGACUUGUACAAACUGAAUCCUAAGGACUUCAUUGGAUGCCUAAAUAUCAAAGCUACGUUCUAUGAAAUCUAUUCUGUGUCCUAUGACAUCAAAUGUAUGGGGGCAAAGACUAUACUAAGGAGAAUGCUUCGGUUUUUAUCGCAUAUUGCACAAGUGACAGGACAACUGCUUCUCUACACGGGAACAUACGUACUACAAGCCAUGGGUGACUGUGAAGAUGACCAGCUUACAAGAACAAAGCGCUAAAAACAAGCAUUGAACCUUAUAAUAUUGGUUCUGCAAGUGAUACUUUAAGCAUUUUUUGUGGAGAGGGAGGAAUUAUAGCUUAAUGUGUUAAAAGUGUUAACACUCAAGUUACCAAAGUGUAACUAAACUAGCUUUCCUCUCUAUUGUCCUGGUUUUUAUUUAAGAUAAUGAUGAUGUCAUAACAGUAAAUGUGAUCGGAGUCUUUUUUUAAUGCGGCAAAAGGGAUUGUAUUUAAGGAGAGAAAUUUUUGUGCCAAAUAUUUCAGCAAGAGGUCACACACAUGGCAAGGGGGUUACUUACUAGCUUGUAUCAACUACAUUGUUGUUCUUCAUUGAUAGCCAUGUAGUGUAUUCGGAUUGAGAUCUGUGAUUUUUUUGUAGAAGCUUAAUACUAAACUUUGGCUACCACUUCAAACUGUCUCACUUUUGCUAGCUUGUAAAUAAAUAUCAGUAUUAAGUUCCAGUGUUAAAA